AUGGACGACCCGGCGACUCGUAUCCCGGGACAGCUGCUCCCACAUAUGCAUCUGGUCUCGCGUAACCGCUUUCCCAGUAUGCAUAUGAUGCCCACCGAGACCGCCGUGGAGUACCUGACUAGCGCGCCCCGGGUCUGUCAAUCACAGCCCAUGCAUUGGACCUUCUUGGAUGGCCCUGCCGAUGGUACCGUCAUGCUCACCUGGCAACCUCUCGCCCAUCUUGGCAACAACUUCGCCAGCGACGGCUAUGUCUGGGCUGAUGCCGAGCAAGCCUUCACCUUUGAAGCCCGCGGUUAUACUGUGGAAAUGUUCCUUCACCGCAGCGGAUACCAUCCUCCGAACGAGUCCGUGGCAGCUCACUGCCGCAAGCGCUAUCGUAUUCUGUCCUCCAAAGUCCCCAACAACAACGCGCCUCCGCCGGACCCAUCAUUGUGGAUUGUUCACUACUCACGGGCACCUGCCAACGACCAUGUCCCCGCAAACCGGAUUCCAGUCUCGCCACAAGUCCAGGGGAUGAUGGCCCAGCGACGCUUCCUCCAAAGCCAGGGCCAACUUGCCCGCAAGGAUUUCAUGCUUCACGACCGCAACAACUGGCCAACUAUCAAUUUCCCUCCACAAAUGGCGCCCCAAGGCUUCACGCAGCCACAAGCAGGCUACCCUAAUGCUGCUCCUGGACGGCCAGGCUUCUUCCCACAGCCCGGGCAUCCUGGGGCGGUCGGACCAGGUGUCACUGCAGCUAAAGGCCCGCGCGGGCAUCGCGCUUCUUCUGCAGCUAUGAAUGCUGCGACCGCCGACUUUGCCAUGGAGGACGAGGAUGUGUCCACCGGCGACAUGAUGGAUCUGUUGACGCCACGCGAAGUGAGUAAGAUGCGGUAUCAACAGCAUCACGAGUGGAUGGAGGAAAUAUUCUCGUCACCCUACGCCAUCACGCAGAUCACACCCGUUUCCCUAGGCCUGGGUCGGAAAGGAGAGCUGGAGUCGUUGACAGCAGGCUUCUUCGAUGCCCCCGUGGGCACUUCCACUGGAGACGGUCAGGAGGCGGGUGACGCACCGCAGGCAACUAAGAUGGAACCGGCCAAAGCCGAGGAAUUUGCGGAUCGCGUGGCCAAGAAGGUGGCCGACAUGACCACGGAGAUCGAAAAGCUCAAGAAGCAGCACGCACUCCGGAUGGAACGCUUCAACCAAACUUCCGUCUUCAAGGAGGCCGAAUUGCGCCUCCGGGAAUCCGCUGCUGAUCCGGCCGAGACAGGUGCGGAGGUCUGGAGACUUGAGGGGCGUAUCGUGGUACCCAACGAGGAAGACGCUCCGCAGAUGGAGUACAUAGAAGAGAAGGCCAAAUACAAGGUCGACGACGUGGUCCGGGAUGUCGAGAGCGCCUACAAGAAACAGAUCAUAUCCGAACCCAAGAUCUCCUGCGUCGAGAAAGGUGGAUUGCUAGAGAAGAUCGAGCCUGAACACAAGGACGACGACGAUGCCAUGGCCAGCGACAUGCUCAUGGACCAAGCUGAUUCUCACCUGCUCGACCAGUUUGCCGCAACGGACGCCGACAUCUCUGGCGAUGUGGACAUGGAUCUAGGCGGCGGCCAGCUUCCGGGCAGUGGCGGCGACGCAGGCGAUUGGGUGAUGGUCAACGACGAACAUAAAGACCAAGGUCAUGCAGCGGGAGACUCGGGUCUGGACGGCGGGGGCUUCGACUUCACCAACAUCGACAGUGCCGGCGAUGCGCUCGCCGCAUACAGCGAGCAGAAUGAUAGUCUUGACCUUCCCGACCUGGAUAACUCAGCGUUUGGGGAUGCAUUCCACGCCUCGGACAAUGAGCACUCGCACAAUCCCGACGCGGAUGAAAUGUCCUAG
Penicillium lagena is the source of this 1854-nucleotide messenger RNA. RefSeq lists its product as uncharacterized. The record is from RefSeq and is a predicted model, not a curated record. Gene Ontology annotation, biological process: chromatin remodeling. The coding region runs from base 1 to 1854 and encodes 617 amino acids. Lineage: Eukaryota; Fungi; Ascomycota; Eurotiomycetes; Eurotiales; Aspergillaceae. The transcript has 3 exons.